ACAUAGCCAGAAAUUGAGGGCUAGGAGGCCGUUUCUGAGAGAGGGCACCGUCUCGUGCACAGGCAACCUGGUCUUGGCCUCAGAGCCCUAGAAGCCGAAUCUCCCUAAACUCUGUGACCUGUGUCACCUCUGCAACGCGGGGAGGGGGCGAGGAGGGGAGAAGUCUGGCGUCAGAUGGGAGGACACCGGAAGAGGGGGCCACGUGGGGACGGAAGGCGCCCCCGGGAGGAUAAACACCUCUCAUUUUCUGAUCAGGUGGCGGAACGGGCUUCAUUGGGACAGCCCUAACCCAGCUGCUGAAGGCCAGGGGCCACGAAGUGACGCUGGUCUCCCGAAAGCCAGGGGCCGGUCGGAUCACGUGGGUCAGCCGGGCCCUGAAGCUGACAUCCUUCAGAGCAGAGGGAGGAGAGGGCCGACUCUGAGGAUUACUGUGGAAUGAAGCCUUCCAAAAAGAGGUUCUCAGCAGCCGCCUGGAGACCACCCAAAUGCUGGCUAGAGCCAUUGCCAAAGCCCCACAAUCCCCCCAGGUCUGGGUCUUAGUCACAGGUGUAGCUUACUACCAGCCCAGCCUGACUGCCGAGUACGAUGAGGACAGCCCAGGAGGGGAUUUUGACUUUUUCUCCAACCUUGUAACCAAAUGGGAAGCUGCAGCGAGGCUUCCUGGAGAUUCUACACGCCAAGUGGUGGUGCGCUCCGGGGUUGUGCUUGGCCGUGGAGGCGGUGCCAUUGGUCACAUGCUGCUGCCCUUCCGCCUGGGCCUGGGGGGCCCCAUCGGCUCAGGCCACCAGUUCUUCCCCUGGAUUCACAUCAGAGACUUGGCAGGAAUCCUAGCCCACGCCCUUGAAGCAAGCCACGUGCAAGGGGUCCUGAACGGAGUGGCUCCAGCCUCCUCCACUACCAACGCUGAAUUUGCCCGGGCCUUGGGCGCAGCCCUGGGCCGCCCAGCCCUCAUCCCUCUCCCCAGCACGGUGGUACAAGCUGUCUUUGGGCGAGAACGUGCCGUCAUGCUGCUGGAGGGCCAGAAGGUAGUCCCAAGGCGGACACUGGCUGCUGGCUACCAGUAUUCCUUCCCAGAGCUGGGGGCCGCCUUGAAGGAAGUCAUAGCCUAGGUGGGGGAGGCUCAAGGAAGGGCCUGAGGCCUGUCCCUCAGCGGGGGCUUUCCUAAUGAGAAACUAUGAGCUCAGGUUCUCCUCUGCUUAAAACCUGAACCAUCUGGUUCUUAGGGAGUCCUCUUUCUUUCUCAUUGUCCUGUUGCCUCACCUUAUUUAACUGAGAGACUGUCCGCUGUUUCAAGGCUGCAGUCUCAUCGAGUUGGGACCUUAACCUCUUCAACUGCUCCUAAAUAAAUUCCCAAGUUUGGUUUCCCUGCAUGUCCUGUUCCUGGCCCAUUUCUCCUUUUUGCUGUGUAGAGAAUGUUCCGCAGUUUAGGCAAUAAAGGUAAAUUAUCUCACUAGCUUCAGCUCA
Messenger RNA from Lagenorhynchus albirostris (white-beaked dolphin), 1464 nucleotides. RefSeq names its product short chain dehydrogenase/reductase family 39U member 1 (gene SDR39U1). Lineage: Eukaryota; Metazoa; Chordata; Mammalia; Artiodactyla; Delphinidae. The coding region runs from base 486 to 1109 and encodes 207 amino acids. The record is from RefSeq and is a predicted model, not a curated record. The transcript is spliced from 5 exons.